This is a messenger RNA of Daucus carota subsp. sativus, 1566 nucleotides long. RefSeq lists its product as uncharacterized. The transcript has 2 exons. Lineage: Eukaryota; Viridiplantae; Streptophyta; Magnoliopsida; Apiales; Apiaceae. The record is from RefSeq and is a predicted model, not a curated record. Bases 121 to 1173 code for a protein of 350 amino acids.
CUUCAUGUUGUAAAGGUUGCUUAUACAUGUGAUGAUUGUAAGUUUCAUGUGUGUGUGCUCUGUGCUUUCGGACAGAGAGUGCUUAGUCAUCAAGGUCAUCCGGAGCACACACUAACAUUGAUGAAGAGGGAAUCCUUGUUCACCUGUGAUGCUUGUUACGAGGAAGCCAGAGAUUCUUCUUAUGUGUGCGUAACCUGUGAAUUUUGCAUCCACAAGACUUGUGCUCUUUCUCCUUCGACUAUUGAAGCUUCUAAUCACCACCACCACCCUCUCACUCUUGUCUACUCUAUUCCUGAUAUGCAUCGCUACUUUUCCCGCUCCUGCAACAUCUGCAACAAAGUAGUUCAUCCAAAUUUAUGGAGCUAUUAUUGCCAGAAAUGCACAUACUUUGCCCACAUCAAAUGUGCAACAUCCUCGGUUAUAAUAAAUGAGAUUGAAGCAGACGACAUUGAUAAUGAACUUGAUUUGGUACAAUUUCCUUUGCCUAGCAAGGAGUCACUGUUUGAUCUUAUCAUCACCCAGUAUGACAAGUUCCAAGUUGACCAUCAGGGCGAAGGUGAAAGGUUUAUCACUUUAUCAAGAAGACUCUAUAAUCCACUUAUUAUUAACAAGCACUGGAGUCACCCCGAGCAUCCAUUAGAAAAGCUCCAAUUUAGUGUUUGUGAGGAUGACGACGACGACAGUGAUGAUGAUGCAGCCGUGUUGAUAUGCGAUGGGUGCAUUCAACCCAUAACACUUUCUCAUCCAUCUUACUAUGCUUGUAUCCAAUGUGGUUACUUUCUCCACUCCUUUUGUGCGACCAAGUUGCCACCAGAGUUGCCUGCAGGAGCCUCCCCGUUUCACCCUCAGCAUUCGCUCAUGCUAUGGAAGAGGAUCGGUACGGUCUUUAGUCUUGUGACAUGUGGAUCUUGCAACAGCUACACGAAUGGAUUCUUCUAUCACUGUAAGACUUGUGAUAUUAUAAUUGAUAUCCGUUGUGCAUUCUUACCCACCAGGAUUAAACAUAUAUCUCACAAGCACGCUCUUGUUCAGCGUCCAUUCUCUGAACCAAUGUGUAGCAUAAGUAAAAUUACAAUUACAGGUGGCCUGGUAUAUGGGUGUGAAACUUGCAGUGACGUACAUAUUAGUAUACUUUGUGUAUUUUUUGCCAAGCAUUGUCAAACACAGGUUUGAUAGUCACCCGAUAACGUUGAGACUUCCUCCAUUUUUCUACGAAGGAGUUUUCUACUGUGAAUUAUGCGAAGAACAAGUUAACAAUCAAUGGCCACUCUAUCACUGCGAUGAAUCGGAUCAUUCUUUUCAUUUUAACUGCUUUGAUCUUCUUCCGAACAUCAAAUUUGGAGGGACCAUUGAACUUGAUAUUGACCAUCGGCCGCACACAUUUACAUUUGUUUUAGAGAGGCCUAAGAAAAAAGGCUUCCUAUACAAGUGUAGCAAUUGUGCUGACUCCUAUGAAUUUGGUGUAUUUUUUAGAUGUGACGGGUGUGGAUAUCUUGCCUGCUAUGGAUGUGUCAAUAAGGUGCUGGGCGGAACUUCACCCAAUGAAUUUGUAAUUCCCGAAUAGAA